GGGGCCGCGGCGAAGCUGGCGGAGCUGGGCCGCGCCGCGCCCGGCGCCCACCCCGGGGCCGCUACCGGGAUGAUGCGGAGCCAGUGCCUGCUCGGCCUCCGUUCCUUCGUGGCCUUCGCCGCGAAACUCUGGAGUUUCGUGCUUUACCUGCUGAGGAGGCAGGUCCGCACCGUGAUCCAGUACCAGACCGUGCGCUACGACGUCCUGCCCCUGUCGCCCAUCUCCAGGAACCGCCUGAACCAGGUGAAGAGGAAGAUCCUGGUGCUGGACCUGGGCAGAGAUUUUGGGAUCUUUUGGGGCCAUUUGGCGGUGCUGCGGGCUCGGCCCACGGUGCGGCCCGGCACCCCCCCCGACUUCAUCCUCAAGGUGGUGAUCGACAAACACCCCGUGAGGUUCUUCGUGCACAAACGGCCCCACGUGGAUUUCUUCCUGGAGGUGGUGAGCCAGUGGUACGAGCUGGUGGUGUUCACGGCCAGCAUGGAGAUCUACGGCUGCGCCGUGGCCGACAAGCUGGACAACAACCGCAGCAUCCUCAACCGCCGCUACUACCGACAGCACUGCACGCUGGAGCUGGGCAGUUACAUCAAGGACCUGUCGGUGGUGCACAGCGACCUGUCCAGCAUCGUCAUCCUGGACAACUCACCUGGCGCCUACCGCAGCCACCCAGACAACGCCAUCCCCAUCAAGUCGUGGUUCAGUGACCCCGGGGACACGGCGCUGCUCAACCUGCUGCCCAUGCUGGACGCGCUCAGGUUCACGGCCGACGUUCGCUCCGUGCUGAGCCGCAACCUGCACCAGCACCGCCUGUGGUGACCCCGGAGCCCCCCGGGACCCCCGGGGACCCCCAGACCGGACCCCCAUAUUGAGGGGGGGGGGGAUGGGGACAGCGCCAGCACCGAGGGGACCCCCAGGACCCCCCACCCCGGGCCGGACUCUGC
Molecule: messenger RNA, 938 nt
Organism: Camarhynchus parvulus
Lineage: Eukaryota; Metazoa; Chordata; Aves; Passeriformes; Thraupidae
Gene: CTDNEP1
Product: CTD nuclear envelope phosphatase 1
Exons: 9
Coding region: 70-813 (247 amino acids)
Molecular function (GO): protein serine/threonine phosphatase activity
Source: RefSeq, a predicted model, not a curated record